Lecanosticta acicola is the source of this 1671-nucleotide messenger RNA. NCBI's taxonomy places the organism in Eukaryota, Fungi, Ascomycota, Dothideomycetes, Mycosphaerellales, Mycosphaerellaceae. The record is from the annotation of a GenBank genome assembly.
AUGCGCGACCAGAACUACAGCAUGGCCAAACGCAAGAGCGAUGCGCUGUCGCAGCCCGCCGUGAACGAGAACAUCGCAGCACCACCGGCGCAGAACAGCAACAGCGCGCGCAAGAAGAGCAAGAAGACACCUUCCGAGAGCUCAGCUUCCAGCCUCAUCGACACCGCAAACUCGCUCGAUCCCGAAUCUUUUGCCAAACGCUAUCACGGCCUCCAAUACCGCGAAUACGGAUCCGGAUCUGGCCGGUCGCUCGUGUCACUCAAAUUCGCUGACGAGCUCACACCCGGCGAGUGCGAUGAAUGUCUCAACCUCAUUGCGAGCACGAGUCGGAAAGAUUAUGAGAGUAGUAAUUGGGGAUGGCAUCCGAAGCGGAAAAAGCGAGAGAUGAAGGAGAAGGAAAUGCGCUACCUUCUUGUUCGAAGACCUCUUCCUGGAGAAGCGUCGCAACGAGCAGACGACACGGAAUUUGAAGGCUUCUUAAGCUUCAUGCUCACGCACGAUUCGACACCGGCUGUGCCUGUGCUUUACAUAUAUGAGAUACACCUCACGGAGGCUGCCAGAGGGAAAGGGCUGGGCCGCUUCCUGAUGGCGUCUGCAGAGUCUUUUGCGCGCAGUGUGGGAGUGGACAAGGUCGUGUUGACCUGUUUCCUGUGCAAUGUUGUGGCGCGCAACCUUUAUCUACGCCUCGGAUUCGGCACCGAUGUUUGUUCACCCGGGGACCGGAAGACCAGAAACAAAGUGGUCAAAGUCGACUACGUGAUUAUGAGCAAAGACCUCAAACGGAACGAAAUUACGACUAACGCGCACGAGGUAAUGGAAGACGAAGACAUGGACGUUUCUGUAUCGCCGGAAGCUAAUGAGAUACCAAGUCUGGAUAACAGCCCAGAGAUUCUUCGAGCAUGGACAAAGACGAUCAAGGAGACAGAGCUUUUGAGUUUGGGACUGGAGGCAGCUGACUCCGCGAGACAGCAACUGUCGGAGGGCAACAAGGAGCAGGCGACGCGGCAUAUGACUAUUUUGCAAGCGCUCUACCAAACGCUGCAGACGCAGUGGGAGGCCACGAGAGAUCUGGACGAGCUUCUGCGCGAGCAAACGUAUCACCUGAAGUGUCAGAUCUUCGACAUUGAGCGCCUCGCGGAGACUUUGAAGCCCACACCCAACCUGAAGCGGGAGCCGUCUUCCACAGAAACCAUCCCAGACGAUGAGAAUUUUGACAUGGAGAAAGCGACAGAACAAGUUUACUCAGCAUUCUAUACACUUAUGCGGAAAGCGGAAGAGGUGGAUAACCGCCUGGACGACGUUGCCGAUCGAGAACAAGAACUCGAACUUCUCGAGAACGACCUGGACGAGCGGGAGGAAGAACUGGACAGCUGGGAGAAUGACCUUUACGAGCGCGAGAAGGCUUUGGCAGAGAGGGAAGAGCGUCUGUCGCGAUCCAAGCAGCGGUUCAAGAGGCAGAAGGAUCGGUACGGCGUCAGUGGCGAGAGCGAAGUCUUUCGACAGGAUGCGGACGACGAAGGCGAGAUGCCGCAGGCUCUCAGCCGCGAGGGCGAGCAAGUGCGCGCACUGCCGUGGAGACAGGAGUCGCCGGCGAGGGACAAGGUGAAUUUGUGGUUGCAGAACAGCAGUGGGGAGCAGAGUUUUCUGGCAGCAACCACGCCGGAGGAAUGA